Messenger RNA from Psylliodes chrysocephalus, 6989 nucleotides. The record is from the annotation of a GenBank genome assembly. NCBI's taxonomy places the organism in Eukaryota, Metazoa, Arthropoda, Insecta, Coleoptera, Chrysomelidae.
AAAUUGUUUUCCAGUUUUCACUGAUUUCUAUUGAUUUUUCUACCGACAAAUACUGAAUAAAUAAAAAAAAAAAACGUAAAAAACUAUGUCACACUGGCAACACUGUUCCUUACUUCAUUUCAAAAAUCAAUCAACAAAAAUAGGUUAGACGGCUGGACAUUUGCGAAGUAUUUUGUCCACAAUUAAUGAAUCAUAAUCUAGACCACUACUGGAAUAUUAUUUAUUGUUUAAAGAUAUUUGGAUCUUAAUUUUAACUAAAAGAUAAAAUGGAAGACGAGGAGUAUAAAAAACUUCCACCAGAAGAAAAAUGUAUUCAUAAGCUGUGGAAAGCAAGAGUAAGUGGAUAUGAAGAAGUCACCAUACUCUUCAGGCAGAUAGACGAUGAGAAAUCUCCAGAAUUCAGCAAGUACCUUGGUCUAGUUAAGAAAUUCGUAGUUGAUAGUAAUGCUAUGGGACAAGAAAAGGGAUUGGAAGCGACUUUAACUUAUGUGGAAAAUUACGCACAUGCAGGAAAAACUGUAUCUGAGGUAAUGUCAGGAGUAGUUACUAAAUGUAUAGCAGCCCCGAGAACAAAAACCAGAGAACUGGCACUUCAGCUUACAUUGAUGUAUGUAGAGAUCGAAAAGUACGAGGCUGUCCAAGAAGAACUCAUGAAAGGUAUGGAUUUGAAGAAUCCUAAGAUAGUUACAGCUUGUGUGAAUGCCUGUACUCUAGCAUUGAGAGAAUUUGGCACCAAAAUUAUUAAUGUAAAACCACUUUUGAAGAAAAUUAGUACUCUGUUGACUGACAGAGAUAAGGCUGUGAGGGACGAGACCAAACUAAUGGUUAUCGAGAUGUUUAGAUGGAUUGGAGGUGCUCUCAGGCCCCAAUUACAAACAGCCAAUCUACAGGCCAUACAAAUUACGGAAUUAGAAACUGAAUUUGCAAAAAUCGAAGGUGAAAAGGCAACACCGACAAGGUACAUAAGAUCUCAACAAGUUAAACAGGCCAAACUUGCUGAGCAAGGCGGUGGAGGAGAUGCCCAAGAAGAGUUUGAAGAAGAUGAAGCUCCUCCGGAAAUUGAUCCAUACGAAUUGGCUACCGCUGUUGAAAUUUUAUCAAAAAUACCGAAAGACUUUUAUGAAAAAAUCGAAGCCAAAAAGUGGCAAGAUAGAAAAGACGUGCUUGAUAUUGUGGAGAAUUUGGUAAAAAAUCAAAAAUUGGAAAAUGGAGACUAUGGUGAUCUUGUAAGAGCUCUCAAAAAGGUAAUCCAAAAAGACAGCAAUGUGGUAUGCGUGGCGACAGCAGGUCGAUGCAUAGCUAGUCUAGCAGCGGGCUUAAAAAAGAAAUUCCAAACGUAUGCGGGAUUUUGCGUUCCAGCUAUUUUAGAAAAGUUCAAGGAGAAAAAACAGAAUGUCGUCACGGCCCUAAGAGAUGCCGGGGAUGCCGUUUACGUAACCACUAAUUUAGAAGCAAUCUUGGAAGAUGUAUUGGAAGCGCUCAAUAACAAAAACCCAUCCGUUAAAACUGAAACAUCAUUAUUUUUGGCUAGAGCUUUUACAAGAACCUUAUCCACGACGGUCAAUAAAAAACUACUCAAAGCCGUGACAGCUGCUUUAACAAAAAAUAUUAUGGAACCUGAUCCAACCGUUAGAGAAGCAAGUGCAGAGGCGCUUGGUACUUUAAUGAAACUCGUAGGUGAAAAGACCAUUGGUCCUUUCUUGGUAGAAUUAGAAAAGGAUAAUUUGAAAAUGGCCAAAAUUAAGGAGUUUUGCGAUAGCGCUGUCAUCGUUGCUAAAGCUUCGGGUGUUAAAAAAGCGCCUGCGGCUCCAGCAAAAGCUCCAAGAUCAGCCGCCCCAAGUAGACCUGAUUCCAAAAAGACCACAGUAACUGUCAAGAAGAAACCAGAAAUAUCUUCAGGUACCGCCACCGUAGUUAGAUCUAAGAGUUCCAAAGGGAUAGCCAAAUCUGCCUCUCAAAAUAUAGAAAAAGAACUUGCCGACGAUGAAGUAGAAGAAAUAAUAAGUGGCGUCCUGAGCCCUAACAUCCCAGAAGACAUUGUCAAUACCAAUUGGAAAACAAGGUUAGCUGCCGCUGUACAACUUUUAACCGAGAUAAAAACAAUGGAAACAAAAACAAUCCAAACUCAAGCGCUGGUUAAAUUUAUCGCAAAAAAACCGGGCCUCAAAGACACCAAUUUUCAAGUGCUCAAAACCAAAAUAGAAGUUAUCAAAUAUCUCGCCGAGAACACAAAAUUCACCAUAACCACGGCAAGCUGUUGCGUUCCUGAGAUUUCUGAGAAAUUUUCAGACCCCAAGAACAGUACUCUUGCAGCGGAAACUUUGAGCGCUAUCUCCGAGGCUACGUCUUUAGGACACGUGGCUGAUAUGGUUUUGGAGUUUGCGUUCGGUCAAAGAAGUCCUAAAGUUCAGCAGGAGGCGUUGGCGUGGCUUUCAGGGGCUAUAAAGGAAUUUGGAUUCUCCAAUAUAAAUGUCAAAGUCCUAAUUGAAAAUUGCAAGAAAGCUGUGGGUUCUACAAAUCCCGCUGUAAGACAAACAGCUAUAACGCUUUUAGGAACAAUGUACUUAUAUAUGGGUGCUACUCUUAACGUAUUUUUCGAGAAUGAAAAACCAAGUUUAAGAGAUCAAAUUAAUGCGGAAUGUGAUAAGUAUGAGGGCGAGAAACCGCCUCCAGCAACUAGAGGUGUAGUGAAAUCGGCCAGUUCGGACAGCUUAGAUGAAGUAGAAGACGAUAGACCGGAACAAAUAAACAUUCAGGAUCUCAUACCCAGAACUGACAUAAGUAACCAAAUAACGGAGAGCCUGUUAGCCGAAUUGGCAGACAAAAACUGGAAAGUUCGAAACGAAGCUUUGGACAAACUACAAACCAUCAUCAGCGAAGCCAAAUUUAUAAAGCCGAGUUUGGCCGAUCUGCCGCUAGCCAUCUCAAUUAGGUUGGGUGACAGUAACGUUAAAAUAGCUCAGAAUACUUUGGCGCUCUGCGAAGCUAUUUGUAAGGCUAUGGGGCCACCUUUCAAGCAGUAUAUCAGAGUAUUCCUACCGCCAAUACUACAAGGAUUAGGUGAUAAUAAAGCUUCUAUGAGGUCGUCAUGUAUGGAUACCAUGAACACUUUUAAAGACACGUGUGGUUAUAAGGAAUUUUUCGAAAGUGAAAUGAUGGCUGAUGCGCUAAAAUCGGGCUCGCCUGCAUUAAGAAUCGAACUCUGGUGCUGGCUAGCUGAAAAUGUCGCAAAAAUUCCUCCUAAACAAAUUUCCAAAGAUGAAUUGGUGGCCUGCAUACCUCAUUUGUACAGCAAUCUAGAAGAUAGGAAUGCGGAUGUUCGGAAAAAUGCUCAGGAAGCGGUUUUGGGUAUUAUGAUACAUUUAGGAUUUGAAAGUAUGUCUAAACACACGGAGAAACUUAAACCUGGUUCCAAAACGGUUGUUUUGGCAGCUUUAGAUAAAGCCAGGCCUAAUUUGCCACUAAAACCCUUGCCGACUAAGAGACAAUCUUCGGAAAAGGAAGAGAAAGCUGUAAGGGGCACAAAACCAGCCGCUAGUGCCAAAAAUGCCGCUAAAAAGCCUUCUGCAGCAAAACCGACAGCUGCUGUUGCAGCACGAAAAAAGGAUGAAGAUAUUGAUAUGUCGCCAUUGCUAAUGGUGAACAAUUUGAAACAUCAAAGAACUAUCGACGAAAACAAAUUAAAAGUACUCAAAUGGAACUUUACACAGCCCCGAGAAGAAUUUGUCGAACUAUUGAAAGAUCAAAUGGCAGCCGCCAGCGUUAAUAAAACAUUGAUGUUCAACAUGUUUCAUAUCGAUUUCAGGUAUCAUAUAAAGGCGCUCGAAUCUCUUAGUGAUGAUUUGGCUGACAAUGGUCAGGCUUUGAUUUCAAACUUGGACCUGAUAUUGAAAUGGUUGACACUUAGAUUCUUUGACACAAAUCCGUCGGUUCUUUUGAAAGGCCUUGAAUACCUCCAGUUUGUUUUUAACAUGCUCAUUGAUACAAAAUACAGGUUGUUAGAGAACGAAGCGUCUGCUUUUAUCCCCUAUCUAAUUAAUAAGAUCGGCGAUCCAAAGGAUUCAGUCAGAAACGGCGUGAAGGCACUUCUAAAUCAAAUCAGCAGAUUGUAUCCUGUAAAUAAAUUAUUCACUUACACCAUGGACGGAGUCAAAUCGAAAAACGCCAGGCAAAGAGCAGAAUGUCUCGAAGUAAUGGGUGGCAUCAUUGAAGAUUUUGGAAUAACCGUGUGCAUGCCUACGCCAGCAGCAUGUUUGAAAGAAGUAGCGAAACAAAUUUCAGACAGAGACAAUUCAGUAAGAAAUGCAGCCUUGAAUUGUUGCGUCCAGGCUUAUAACAUUGUCGGUGAAAAAAUUUAUAAGUUAGUAGGCAAUAUUUCUGAUAAAGAUAUGUCUUUAUUAGAAGAAAGAAUCAAACGGUCUAGCAGAAAAACAAUAAAUCCUCCGAAAUCUGAUCUAAAAUCUACAGUCGUCACCGCCGUUAUCUCGCCGCAAAAAGAAAACACGCCACCUAAUAGAAACACUCUUGACGCGACAGUUGUAUUGGACGUAGACAAUGUUAACGAUGAAAAUGACGAUGACAUGGAAGAAGAAAAUUUACCUCCCGUAAAUUUGCCAUCACAGAUAAUGGUAUUCGAACCGCCGAGAGAAAUUGAGGGUCCUUUCAAGUUAGACCCGGAUUUCAUGCAAGAAUUAGAAAGGCGUAAACCACCAAAACCAGUAAAACCUCAGUUGACUUCAUACGAUCUUGAUUUUUUGAAUGAGGAUGUCAGGAUCCCUACUAUUGAAGAAGCCAGAGCACAGGUGCGUGCUGGUGCAAAUACACAGAUGAUACGCUUUAGCGAGGCUGUGUCUAGAGUUAGUCUGAACAGCAGCACGAGUCCUAAGAAACAGGAUCCUAUUCUUGAGAGGCUGAUCAAACAAAUGGGAUCUCAAACUACUACUAUAGCUAUAACUGGUAUGACGCAAUUACAUGAACUCUUGGCCACUACACGUGGAAACGCCAUGAUAGAUUACGAAGACGAGUUUAUGAGUACAGUAAUAACCCAAUUCAAAAAUUUGCAAAACGCCGACUUAACUAUUGAUUCAUUUGCAAUAAAAGUGUAUAGGAAUCUUCUUACCACUAUGGAUGCAUUCUACAAUAACAAAACUUUGGGUAGCCGCGUUUCAGUACAAGUGAUAAAGGAACUAAUGUACCAAAUGAUACAUUUGCUAGUUCAAGAGCGGUUAAACAAAGUUCAAAACGGCGACGCUUACGUUAGGGUGAUAAACUUGCAUUGUGUCAAACUUAUUGAAAGGUCAGAUCAUACCAACACAAUAUGUGCUUUGGUCCAAUUAAUAAACGACUGCAUAAGCAACGAGUGUUCAGAUAGACACGUCGAUCUAGUUAUGAAAUGUCUCUGGAGGGUGAUCAAAUUAAUGCCUCAAUGGGGCGACGAGAUCGACUAUGACUCUGUACUUCUGGAAGUGCACAAUUUCUUGAAGAAGUUUCCCUCUUCGUGGUGGAAAACUAAAGACGUUGACACUCCUUUAAGGACGGUUAAAACAAUCUUGCACUCCAGUGCGAAGAUCAAGGGAGGAACUAUUAUGUUACAUUUAGGGAAAAUACCGAAUACCAGUGAAUCCGAGGUUGAAUCUUACAUUUUAAGAAUACUCAAGAGUUUAAAGAUUUCCGAAAUACAACAUAUACCAGUGAAACAAGAAACUCAGCGGAGAUCCUUGUCCAGAGCCAAUCACAAAAUGCUGACAGACAUUUUCCAAAAAAUCGGCAGCAAAGACGAAACUAAAGAAGGCUUAAAUUUACUGUACGAUUUUAUGCAGCAACAUCCCGAAGCUGACAUAGAACCAUUCUUAGGCACUUGUAGCAAGUUUUUCCAAGAUUAUAUUAGAAAUGGACUGAAAGAUAUUGAAGAUGCUAGGAAGACUGCAAAAACUACUAUUACUGAAAAAGUUGGCAACCACGUUCAAGAGAAAAACGAGUUAAUUGUCCAAUCCAAUCCCACUAAAGGCCCAGAUUAUUGGAAAGAUAGGUUAAAUAUGUGGAACCAGCUUUUCGAUGAUGUCAAAGCUGGAAAGACCAUUGAAAUCCCGGAAUAAAAUAAUGUAUAACUAUAUUUAUAUACCAUCCUAUUGUAUUAAAAAACAUUGUUGGCCAAAUUUCUGAUCAAUUUAUAGUGUAUAUUUGGCUGGUUUUACCUGUUUUGUAUAGUUAAUUAUGCGUUUUUAAACAACAUUGCUAAAAACAUAUCAUUUAUUGUUUACUGACCAAAAAAAAAUUAUGUUGGUGGUGACAUUCGUCCUAUAUUUAACUAGGUUUCGUCCCGUCCGUGUCAUUUUGUCAAAUAUAAUAAUUUAAAAAAUAUUACCAAUACAUUUCCAAAAAUACGGUAUCAAAAUUGCUGGUAUAUUUAAAUUAUUAAUAUAAAAAAUAUAAUUUACUUUAUCUAAAAUAAAAAAUAUUUAGGUACAAAAACUUUUCUAUUUGACACAAAAGCUAAAGAUAAUAUACCUUUUAAAAUAUCGACAAUAAAUUAUUAACAAGUUAUCACCAGGCACAAUACAUAGUGCCCUAACAGACUGAUUUAAUUUAAAAUGAUUUUCGUUUGCAAAUUUAGAUGAUCAGUGUUAUAGACUAAGAUCAGAACUUUGGUCCGCUAUGUGUACAAAAUUAUUUUAAUUCCAAGUAGGCACAUAAUAAACUAUUAUCCUAAAUAAAACAUUUAAAUAAAAUUAUCGACUUAUAGCAUCAUACCCAGUAACUUAUCUCUUAACUUUGUGAUAGAUUAUAAUAUUUUAGUUAUUCAUGACAUUUAACUUAUACAUUAUUUCAUUUUGUCGUUUUACAGAAAGUUUUAUUAUUUUUUUAUUUAUACUGAGUGCCUGUAAUUUUUGUUUGUAGUUUGUAAGCAAAUUAUGUACUUUUUUAUUACAUUUGAAAAAAUUGUCCGUUAAAAAUAUUUCACUAGUUUUAAUAAAGAACAAAUCAUAAUA